AUGGCCCAGAACGCACGAGGUUCAGCCCUCACCGACGAGCUCAUACAGUCUAUCCUCGGCUUCGAUCCGGCCACCAACAGACAGGCUUACAAACACGCCAAAGACAUUGCCUCGCGUGGACUGCGCGGUUACCAAUAUGCGCGCACUAAUCAGUUUGAUGUCGUGUCUACAUAUGCUGGCCUCGACGAGAAGUUCCGCGUGAAGAACCGCGACGAUCUCGCUGAUGCCCUGAAGACACGGCUGCAGAAGCUAGAAGCACGAGCAAGCAAAUUUACCCCGGACAUCCUGUCGUUCCUCUUGCUACUGUCUGAUAGACCGCUGGAGAAUACCAAAGUGGAAGCUUUGGAGCUGUUGCGGCCUCCCAGCCCCGAGCUACCUCUGACGUGGGAUGAAAUCUUAGAGAAUGAUCCGUACAGCGACGAAGACAUCUGGAAGGACAUUGACUAUGCCGUCGAAUCGUCGGGCGAUGAACAAGCGUCGAAGAAGCGUGCGAAAGCAAAGGUGUCGCCGCCGACCAGUGUUGACGAAGACGACACUUACGACCCCACCGCUUGCGUGCUAUCAACGGAAGAGAAUUUGUCCAAAGACCUUGAGGCAGCUCAGUUUUGGAAUACUUCAUCGGAAUCAGACGGUUCAGUGACAGAGAUUACCGAACUCCAGAUGUUACGAGAGACAUUGUUUAUGCUCGCAGGGCUUCGAACCAGUCUUUACAAGCUCGAUCCUCAGCAAAGCAGUAUUCGCAUCAAUCCCAAAUAUGUCCUUGCCUCUGCGAUGUCCAACACAGUGCAACACCUCCUUUCAGAGCUGGUCAAUAUCGGCAGAAACGUCUAUCGCUUGCGGCAGUGGACUAAGCGGUCGCAGACGCUACCCCUCAUCCAGACCUUCGAGUCGACAGUCAGAAUGCGCCUCGUCGCCUUCGAUCGCGCUCUUGCAGACGUGCAACAACGAUACCUAACGCCGAACUCACCAGCAGCAGUGAGUCUACUUCAAUUACACACGGAAGUGCGUUCCAUGUCUGCGCCGCUUCUUCGCCUGGCGCAUUUGACUUCGGACGUCGAGGUUGCACUGCUUGUGAACCCUUUCAGUCACCUAGAGGCGCUCUUCGACCAAAUCAACCUCGCUCAGAUGACGCUAGAAAUCAGAUCGUUCCAAUAUCUCUCUUCCGUGUUCUUCGACUGUCUACAGACAUACCUCAAACCCAUCCGGAAGUGGAUGGAAGCUGGCGAGCUGGGAGCCAACGACGAGACUUUCUUCGUCUUCGAAAGCGACUCUGGCAGCGAUGCCGCCUCACUCUGGCACGACCGUUACGUCCUGCGCCGGGAUGCGCAAAAUAGUUUGCAGUGCCCUUCGUUCCUACAGCCCGCCGUAAAGAAGAUAUUCAACACUGGAAAGAGCAUUAUUUUUUUGAAAGAGCUAGGGAUACGUGGAGCAGGCGCGCAGCCGUUUGGAAGUGAGCCGCGACUUGAUCAUGAGAGCGUGUGCGGUCUGUCCGACGACGUGCCAGUACCUCCAUUUGCCGAGCUGUUCCAGGCUGCUUUUGAUCGCUGGAUGCAGAGUAAAUACUCGCAAGCCUCAUCUGUGCUUCGGGAGCACCUUGUCGAAACUAGCGGUCUCAUGCGCACAUCGGUCAUUCUCGAAACACUCUAUCUCGGUAAGAACGGGGCAGUCUUCGAAGACUUUGCUAACGCAUUGUUCGAACGCAUGGAUGGAGGCCGGAGGGGCUGGAAUGACCGAUAUGUCCUGACCGAAAUCACACGCACCAUAUUUGGCACCGUGAUGCCUCACCAGGAUGCCGAAAGAAUUGUCGCUCGCUCGUCCAAAGUGAAGGCAACGAGCCAAUCAGUCAAGGAUCUGGCUGCAGUCUCGCUUGACUUCGCUCUUUCUUGGCCGAUUCAGAACAUCAUUCAGCGCUCCUCCCUUCCCGUCUACCAGCAAGUCCUGACCUUCUUGCUCCAAUCGUACCGUGCAAAGUACUUGCUCCAGCGCGCACGACCCGGGCGAGGCCCUCAGCUAAAAUCUGCACGGAUUCAGCUUACAUACAAGCUGCAGCAUCGCGUGACCUGGUUCGCGGAUAUACUGCGCUCGUACCUUACGGAGACUGUCAUAUUCUUCACGACUCGAGCCAUGGACGCCCAGAUGGAGAAAGCAGAAGACAUUGACGAGAUGGCACAGGCACAUCUCAGAUAUGUCACAAAUUUACAGACGCGCGCUUUAUUAUCGAAAGACGUAAAACCGAUACACAAAGCGGUCAUCGAGAUGUUGGACCUCAGCGUGCUCUUCGCCAAGACAUUAGCAAGUACCCGCGACCAAAGCACUAAAGUUGUGAUUCCGAGAAAGACUAGGUCCAUGUGGCAAAGGGAUACGACGCUCAUCGCCGCAACCGCAGAGCUUUCGGACUCAGACCCGGGUUCGGACGCCGAAGAUGACCAUCACGAGACUGUCGAUGAAGCAGCACAACGAAGUCCCAUGGAGUCACUUCGGUAUAUCGACAGCGAAUUCGAUAGGCUACUUCCCUUCAUCACUGCGGGUCUGAGAAGUGUAGGAAGAGUGGGCGCGGAACCCAUGUGGGAACAAUUGGCGGAACGCCUGGAGUGGAAAGACAAGAAGCUGCGCACUUGA
Molecule: messenger RNA, 2619 nt
Organism: Parastagonospora nodorum SN15
Lineage: Eukaryota; Fungi; Ascomycota; Dothideomycetes; Pleosporales; Phaeosphaeriaceae
Exons: 1
Coding region: 1-2619 (872 amino acids)
Biological process (GO): spindle assembly; meiotic cell cycle; cytoplasmic microtubule organization
Cellular component (GO): centrosome; spindle pole; gamma-tubulin complex
Molecular function (GO): microtubule minus-end binding; gamma-tubulin binding
Source: RefSeq, a predicted model, not a curated record